AUGAUGAAUGACGAAUCUUUUGGUGAUGAUGAAACUCUUGUUGAUGAUAAUCAUUAUGAUGACUCUAUUGUUACAGUCAUCGCUGGUUCCAUUGUAGCACCUGGAUUUAUGAGCGCACUCAGCCAUAACAGUCGUUCACACAAUAGUCGAGCUUGUGCUGCACUUCUGUCGAAACGGUAUCGUCCACCAACAGCGGUAGCCAAUGCAACAGAACCAAUCUUAGAAAAAUCUGAAAAUAUAAGUGUAGCAAGCGGAAAUCUGUCAAAUGUUUAUUAUCAACCAUAUUUUAUGUUGUAUGGUGAAGUUUUUGCUGAUGACAUAGAUCCACCCUGCGGAGAAGAUCCAAGGCAACCACCAUGUGUCACUGGUCAUUGGGUUACACCUAUAACAAUGUCAAUGUAUCUGUUGAUUGCUAACAUUUUACUCAUAAAUCUGUUAAUUGCUGUUUUCAAUAAUAUUUUCAACGAAGUCAACUCGGUUUCACAUCAGGUUUGGAUGUUUCAGCGUUUCACGGUUGUCAUGGAGUAUCAACAAAAGCCAGUAUUACCGCCGCCAUUCAUAGCAUUUUGUCAUUUUUAUUCACUGCUUAAGUACUGUGUUCGCAAAGCCAAAGGAUUGGAGGUACAACGCGAUAAUGGACUUAAAUUGUUUCUCGAAAAGGAUGACCUGGAGCGUUUAUAUGAUUUCGAGGAGGAAUGCGUUGAAGGAUUCUUUCACGAACAGGAAAUUAUAUUAAAUCAAUCGACAGAUGAACGUGUUAAAAAUACAACUGAACGUGUUGAAGUUAUGACACAAAAAAUAGAAGAUAUAAAUCAAAAAGAGAAUGCACAAACAGCUACAGUUCAGAGCAUCGAAUUUCGCUUGCGUAAGAUGGAAGAAUCGUCAGAACAGAUACUAUCACACUUGGCCGUCAUACAUAGAUUUAUGGCAAUGCAUAUCACUGGCCAGGAUGAUGUGCACCUAUCCAACAUGAAUAUUCCAGUCGAUUUGCAACGUGUGCGCACGAUUUCCGUAUCAGAUAACGAAACUAAUGCAACACAUAAUUUGCAGGUAACUAAUCGUCGGCGUUUUAACCGUUCAUUAACUGAGGUACGUCCUGAUGCGUACAUCUUCGAUGAGGGAACACAUUUUGAGGUGGUGCCAGUGCCAGAGGAAACAGAUGAAAUGGUAAAAUCACGUGAAGCAUUAAAUGAACCGGUUGUGCGUAAAAUUUCUAUGCAAUCUGAAUCUGACUCCGAUAUGUUUCUACCUCUAUCUCAACGUCCCUCCACCUGUGAGACUAUUAAACGUACACCAUAUGUUACUGUGCGACAGGAUACAGGCGCUAGUACCGAAAGUAAAGAUACGUUGACACCAUUAGGUAAUGAUGAUGAACAAACUUUAGUAGGUGAGAACUCUGAUGAAACAGCACCUGACAUCAAUUUUGAAGCUGCCAAACACCGUGCUAUGCGUCAACGUACAGUUUCACUUUGUCGUCGCAAUUCGGAAACUUGUUCAAUUACUGCAGAUAUUGCACGCUCUCACAUAAGCCUUAAUCAAUUGCCACUCACACGUCGACAAAUGAGUUUGACACAAUCUGAGCCUGAAAGCGAUAAGGAGCAAGCAACUGGCAAAACAGUACUGCAUGCGAAACCUUCCAGAAAUAUACUACUGAGGCUUCACACAGAAUACACGUCCAUUACGGAUGAACUGGAGAGUGUGUGUCAUAUGAUAGCAUCGCCAACAGCAUCACUUCAGAGCAAUAAAGCUUCAUUGGAUCGGCCCAAAACUGAAAUGUCCAAAGCAGAGUUUGCUGCUAUGUUGGAAAAACAACACCUUAAGGAAUGCGAAGAAAAUGAUUACAUGAUGUUAGAAGGACUUUUUCAAGCGCGUGCUUCCAUUGACAACACUAAUGGCUCAUUUGAGACCGGUAUAUCCAUUGACUACAGCCACCGUUAUCCGUUGCGCCGCGAGACCGCUAUUGAGCUAUCACCCUCUAAGCCAUCGGCAGAGGGUGAUGUUAUAGGUUGUUCAGGUAGUAGCGACACAAGCGGGGCAGGUAGCGCUGGAUAUACCUGUACGGCAGCCACAAUAACUACGGGUCAAAGUGGUUUCGAAAUACGAAACGAAAGACCCUGGCAUCGAAACUCAUCAAUGGAACAGCAACAAUCAUAUCAAUCACCAGUGGUACCAACACGUGCCACAAGUGAAUUCCUUAAUGCACCAUACGAAAGUUCACAUCGGCUAUUUAAAAAAUCAAGUGAAAGCUUACAAAAGAAUUCAAGCACAGAAACUGAUUAUUCUGCACAUCCAUAUCGUUUCAUCAAACAAAGCUCAAAUGAUACAACAACAUCGAUGACUGGUUCCUAUAAUAUCGAUAAUAUAUCGCUGGCACCUGAACUUUCUUUAGAUGCUGGCGAUUCACCAUCACAAAUGCAAAGUCAAACAACAGUACCAACUGUUGUGGAAACUAUCGCUGUCAGUACAACGCGUGCAGCUGGUGGCACUAGCAGUAGUGGUUAUGCUAGUGGUGUCGUUAGCACUUCAGGACGUUAUCAACCGAUACGUACAUCAUCCGUUGGUGCUGCUGAUCUCAGACGCCGACGCGGUGAAUGUACAAGUUCCUUAGAUAUCGGGACUUCGGCGAUAAUGUCACAAGUGCAGCCACCACCACCACGUGCACUGCAAUUGAAGAAACAGUUUAGCUUGGAUCAAGGUAAGCAGCAACAAACACCAACUGCUACACAUGCAGAUACGAGUAGUUCAAGUGCUGCUAUAACAAAGCCUACACCAGCCAAACUAAGUUCCUCACUCAAACCACCACCACCGGCUGGUAAAUUGGGUCUUAAUGUGCUUAACGAAAGCAGUUCCAGCACAGAAGAAUCAAAAGAUGGUGACCUGACUGGUGCAGCUGGUGGUUUGUUGACUAUACCACAGAUAAGUACGCAUAAUGUACAAGAUGAAAUAGCCAAAUUAUCAUUAAAUAUAAAGAGUAGCACUGAAUCCGAGAAGGAUCCACCGUACAAUGAGACAAUGUGCUAAAUAGCAUUGCCGUGGCAAACUUAGAUGAAAUACUAGAGCUCAAUAGAAUUUUUGUUUUUAUAAAUGUUUUGAAAUGUAAAUAAAUGUUAAUGCGUGUG
Messenger RNA from Teleopsis dalmanni, 3119 nucleotides. RefSeq names its product transient receptor potential cation channel trpm-like. Gene Ontology annotation, biological process: protein tetramerization; monoatomic cation transmembrane transport. Lineage: Eukaryota; Metazoa; Arthropoda; Insecta; Diptera; Diopsidae. The record is from RefSeq and is a predicted model, not a curated record. Gene Ontology annotation, molecular function: monoatomic cation channel activity. The transcript is spliced from 12 exons. Bases 1 to 3021 code for a protein of 1006 amino acids.